Molecule: messenger RNA, 988 nt
Organism: Pyrus x bretschneideri (Chinese white pear)
Lineage: Eukaryota; Viridiplantae; Streptophyta; Magnoliopsida; Rosales; Rosaceae
Product: acireductone dioxygenase 2
Exons: 7
Coding region: 140-742 (200 amino acids)
Molecular function (GO): acireductone dioxygenase [iron(II)-requiring] activity
Source: RefSeq, a predicted model, not a curated record
UAUGCGUAAACAUCGGAUGGGUAUCUUCGUCAUUUCAUCUCAUCCUCCGAGCUUCGUUUAAAGACCACGCGUAAGGCCACUCCAGAUUGUUCCGGAAUCGUAUCGACAGCCAAAACGCAGAGCAACAUCAGCAGCAGCCAUGGUUGGCUCCCAAAGGGAUCCUAGAGAAGAAGUCAUCCAAGCAUGGUACAUGGAUGAUAGUGAUGAAGACCAGAGGCUCCCCCAUCACAAGGAGCCCAAGGAAUUUGUAUCCCUGGACCAACUCGCCGAGCUUGGAGUGCUCAGCUGGCGUCUAGAUGCUGAUAACUAUGAAACAGAUGAGGAGUUGAAGAAGAUUCGUGAAGAACGUGGUUACUCCUACAUGGACUUCUGUGAGGUUUGCCCUGAAAAGCUUCCUAAUUAUGAGGAGAAGAUAAAAAAUUUCUUUGAGGAACAUCUUCACACUGAUGAGGAAAUUCGAUAUGCUGUGGAUGGAAGUGGUUAUUUUGAUGUUAGGGACCGCGAUGAACGUUGGAUUCGCGUAUGGCUGAAAAAGGGGGGAAUGAUUAUUUUGCCUGCUGGAAUUUAUCACCGAUUCACUUUGGACACAAACAACUACAUAAAGGCAAUGCGUCUAUUUAUUGGCGAUCCAGUUUGGACCCCCUUUAACCGUCCUCAUGAUCAUCUUCCUGCAAGGGAGGAGUAUCUUAAAGCUUUUGUGCACAAGGAAACUGGUGACCAUGCAGUUAACGCUGCGGCAUAGAAUAUGGCGUUUGUUUCUAAAUGUGGGGUUUACAAAUAACAAAAUACGGUAUUGGCUAUGAAAAAGUUACGUAUGGUUGUAUUGUCUGGGAUGUAUAACUUGUGGCCUUGCGAUGCUUGUUAAGUUGUGUUGUAGUAGUGCUGGCCUUUCCAUAAACUCGAAUAAAUUCCGAGUAUCUUACCAGAUGUUCUUUAUGUAUGGUACAUAACUCUCUAAACAUUUAAUAACUAUAUAGUUCUAUUGUGU